AUGGUACCGAGACACCGGGCGAUGGUCGGUACGCUUCCAGCAAGGUGCAGCGAAAGCGAGCCCCAAAUGACCCUUCCGGUGCUCACGAACACGCCAGGUCGCAGACCAAUCAGAAGAGCUUGUGCGGACUGCCACGCUCGAAAGGUCAAAUGCGAUGGGGCAACAAGGGGAUUUCCAUGCAGUAAUUGUAGAUCGGCUCAUGUCGACUGUUGCAUCACGGAACGGCGGAAGCGACGAAAGCUUUCGGACAGUAGUCGCCCGAGUACCCAACAGGGUAGAAGGAGAGAUGUCGAGGCUGGGGACAUCUCGCCUGGAAGACCUGCCCCGGCCUACAGCUACAGUUUCAUCGAGGCAGGGUCAGACGACCAGCAUGCUCCUAAUACAGCCACCAGUGGCUGGGUUGCUGUCGCAAACCCUGACGUGAACCGCAGUGACCAAGGUGACACUGAGGCUGAUCAACCCCCGGUACCGGGCAAUGAUGAAUAUGCCGGCGAAUCUGAGCUGGCCAGACGGCAUCUGACGGACUUCUUCAACCAAGACUUGCAAACCAAUCCCAUCAAAGCCCGGUCAACCUAUGUGGGAAGCGAGCUCUCCAAUCUCUACUUUCUCACUCGGCAGAGAUCUGCGGAAGAGCAUGUCUAUCAUUAUCCCUGCUCGAAUGUCUACGUUCCACGUGGAUUUAGAAGCUCUCAGACAUCAGCUACUCCGAACCUAAUCCCCAAAGAUGCCUUCGUACUUCCUCCCGGCAACAUAUCUGCCAAGCUCAUCGAUGCAUACUUUACCCAUGUCCAUCCAAUGUUCCCAGUCAUUGACAAGGAGAAGUUUUUGGAACAGUAUCAGGCGUCGGACUCGGCACCACCGAUCCUUUUGAUGCAAGCUAUUUGUCUGGUCGGCAGUCACAUGAGCACAUUCCACAAUAUUCAAAAUCUGAAGGUCGCUUUCUUCCGACGAGCAAAAGCUCUCCUUGAUGGCCGUUACGAAGAGGACCGAAUGCAUACCGUCCAAGCUGCCUUGCUCUUGACAUGGUUCUCAGAUGGAGGUGAUGAUAUUUGUGCUAAUGCAUGGUGGUGGAUCGGUGUGGCCGCUAGGGUUGCUGUCGGAUUGGGGAUGCAUCGGGAUGUUACACACAGCAAGAUGCCUGAAAGCGAUAAGCGACUUUGGAAAGUGAUAUGGUGGUGCCUGGUCCAGUUCGACUGCCUUGUGUCUCUCUCCUUUGGGCGGCCUCUUGCGAUCAACCUUGACGACUGUGAUGUCCGCCCCCUGCAAGCAAGCGAGUUGGAGCCUUCAAUUACUCCUGAGCAAGCCAAGUUCGUGGUGCACCAUGCGAAACUGUGCGAGACCAUCUCAGACCUAAUCCACUCAUACUUCACCAUCAAGGCUCGCAAGUCGGGCUCCAGCAGGAAGGACGCUCUUGAAGUCGUCGACAGUGCUCUAGCUAAGUGGGCCGCCGAACUACCGCCAGCUUUCCGCGAACAAACCACCCACGGAAUAGAGACACGCCCUUUCCCAUUAUUGCUCCAUCUCACAUACAACACCGUCCUCCUUCAGUUUCAUCGACAGUCCUUGGUCUCUGCAUCCGAUAGUGGUAUUGCCAUGGAGUUCAGCAGUGACGAAGAAAUCUGUGCCGAUGCUGCUUCGAAUAUUGUUCGCAUAUUCCAACAACUACGUGAGCAGUCCGUUCUUCAAUAUUGUUGUUUCUGGACUUCGAGCAGCCUUUUUGCGGCAAUGCUUCAUGUGAGUGGAGAGCUCAAGUGCUCGAACCGGAUCCUCAAUCUACGCAGUAAGGAGAAGUACGAGUCGGCCCUAAAGUCUCUGAGCAAGCUCGCGGGGCAUUGGAUUUCCGCCUCCUCGGUACUCCGGCUCUUCCAAUCUUCCAAGUCGGGCCAUCUGUUCAACAAAGCUAGUCAUGUCCAACCAACAUCUGUGACAUCUCCGCCGAGGCGACAAAGAAUCGAUGACGAUCGUUCUAAUUCAGAGAUGGCAUCACCUGUCGAACUGAGGGGCCUAAACUCUCAACCCUAUCCAGAUCAAGCACGCGUGCCGUUGCAGGAAAUGGAUUGGGUUCAGCCGGCAUCGUUUUCCGAAGUGCAGGACUUUAACAAUAGCAACAUGCACAUCGAACUGAAUCGAUGGCAAAAUAAUAUGGACGACUGGCAAUCUAUCUAUUGGAGCGAUCCGCUGUCUAUGAUUACUCUGGGUGAUAAUUCUGGCAUCUUCGAUUUCUAAAUUCUCC
Molecule: messenger RNA, 2233 nt
Organism: Exophiala oligosperma
Lineage: Eukaryota; Fungi; Ascomycota; Eurotiomycetes; Chaetothyriales; Herpotrichiellaceae
Exons: 3
Coding region: 1-2226 (741 amino acids)
Biological process (GO): DNA-templated transcription; regulation of DNA-templated transcription
Molecular function (GO): DNA-binding transcription factor activity, RNA polymerase II-specific; zinc ion binding; DNA binding
Source: RefSeq, a predicted model, not a curated record